This is a messenger RNA of Paralichthys olivaceus (Japanese flounder), 2955 nucleotides long. It is a transcript of the gene birc2, whose product is annotated as baculoviral IAP repeat containing 2. Gene Ontology annotation, biological process: positive regulation of protein ubiquitination; regulation of cell cycle; negative regulation of necroptotic process. Gene Ontology annotation, molecular function: cysteine-type endopeptidase inhibitor activity involved in apoptotic process; ubiquitin protein ligase activity. The record is from RefSeq and is a predicted model, not a curated record. Gene Ontology annotation, cellular component: cytoplasm; nucleus. Lineage: Eukaryota; Metazoa; Chordata; Actinopteri; Pleuronectiformes; Paralichthyidae.
UUCACAACCGGAAGUAGCUGGUGCUGCCCCUCGCUGUCUGUGCCGCGGAGCCUCGCCUGUCACCGGGACUUUCCGCAGCGUCUUGACCAGGAAACGGUGCUGCAAACAAGAAAACUUAAGAGCAGAUCCCAUUAUCUCUAUCAAAGGAGGAUAUAGUUUUUCUUAUUAGGCUUUUAAUAUUCAAUAAUGGAGGCUUAAACACCUACAAAAGGGGUGUCCAAGAUGGGGGAGGGGUUUGAGAUCACGUAUCCCUUGGUCUGUGUGUGUAUGUGAGUGUUUGAGACAUUAAUUUACUUUAUCAUUAACUUUAUAAUGUUUGUACAUAAAAUCACAGACUUGUCUCUAAUAAAUGUACAGAAUAAUAAAGUGUACAUGGAUCCUGGGUGAUCUGAGUGUGAAGACGCUUUUUAAGAUAGUUAGACCUUUCUUACUACUUCGACAUACAUCAAUGGGCCUGUAAUUGAAAAAUAAAUGAUGUUUGACCAGUUAAAUGUUGAGUGGUGGUAUUCUCCAAGGGUUGCAGUUAACGUAGGGCCAAGUUCCAGAUCCCUUAACAGGAUGUUUGAAGGACAUAAAUAUGCUGUGUGAUGAUGGUGGUUGCUGCACUGGUAGUUAUAAUUUGCUUCUGUCAAGGAGCUCUUAAGUUUCACACUUGCAUACACUUUCUGUUUUACUGUUUUCAUCUUAGUUGUACCUCCCACAUACUGUUUUCUGUUUUGGUGUGACUGAGUAUGUGUGUGAGGGCAAGACCUUGGUAUUUCUCAAACCUCUCUCCCUUUCGAAGGACACCACUUUUUCCUUAUAUCUCUAUACUUCAAUCUAAAAAUGGAAACUCUUGUUCAACUCAAAAACAACCAGUUUUUGAUGGGAUUGUGUCGUAACGGGCCUCCAUCUGAUCUACAGUAUGAUAACUCCUCAGAGCUUUUCCGCAUUUCUACCUUUGCUCGUUUCCCGACCUCAGGGGUCACAGAGCGAAGUCUGGCGAGAGCGGGUUGGUUCUACACAGGGGUGGGCGACCGCGUUCAGUGUUUCAGGUGCAACGUAACGGCAGAUGGAUGGCAAGCUGGAGACUGUCCGACAGAGAGACAUAGGCAGCUCUCUCCUUCCUGCUCCUUCAUCCAGAGCCUCCCUUCCACAGCCAAUCUACUCUCCUCGUCUCACUCAGCCUUUUCCCCACUCCGGAUUGCCCCAGCCAUACCACUUUCUGGUGCAGGUCCAGCUGCCCCUAACCCAACAGUAAACCAAGGUGAAGAACCAGGGGGAUACCUUAAUAUGGGUUUCUCUGCUCCGCCGCCCUCCAGCCCACUGAGCUCUCGUGGUGUAGAGGACAUGUCCCACCAGAGACCAACAUGCCACAACCCAGGCAUGCGCAGAGAGCAGGACCGCCUGGACUCCUUCCACUCAUGGACGCUCUCCAUCAUCACCCCCACAGAGCUUGCCAAGGCGGGCUUCUACUAUUUAGGCCAGGGGGACAGAGUGGCGUGCUUCAGCUGCGGAGGACAGGUGCAUUUGAGUAACUGGGAGCCAGGUGACAGAGCUGUGUCCGAACACCAGAGACAUUAUCCAAACUGUCGUUUCGUCCGAGGAGACAGAGCUGACAAUGUGUCGCUGCCCGGAGCAGCAGGAGCUGCUUCUGGAGCAGUGACUUCCCAGCUGUCUGCAGGAGGCCCAACUCUCAGUAAUGUCUCCAAUCCAGCAAUGCAGCAGAGUGAAGAGAGGCGGCUCACCUUUGUCAACUGGCCGUCUCGUAUACCUGUCCGGCCCGACCAGCUGGCUAAAGCUGGCUUCUACUAUGUAGGUCGUAACGAUGACGUCAAGUGUUUCUGCUGUGAUGGAGGCCUUCGGUGCUGGGAGUCUGGAGAUGAUCCUUGGGUGGAGCAUGCUAAAUGGUUUCCUCGGUGUGAGUAUUUACUCCAGGAGAAAGGGCAAGAAUUUGUUCACCAGAUCCAGGCUCGCUUCCCUCGGCUGUUCGAGCAGCUUUUAACAAAUGGAGACAGCAGCUCCAGAGAGUUUGUUGAUCCACCUGUCGUCCACCUCGGUCCAGGAGAGGAGCGAUCUGAGGAUGCCGUUAUGAUGAACACCCCAGUGAUUAAGUCUGCAUUGGAGAUGGGCUUUGAGCGGAGUCUAGUCAAGCAAACAGUCCAGAGCAAGAUCCUGACCAGUGGAGAGAACUACAGGACGGUCCAGGAGCUGGUGUUGGACCUGCUGAGUGCCGAGGACCAGAAGAGGGAAGAGGAGCGCGAGAUGCUGGCUGAGGCGAUGGCAUCAGAUGGUUUCACGUUUGUGAAGAGACACCAGGCAGCAUUGAUCCAGCGUCUAAAGAGUGUUGAGCCAGUGUUGGAGCAUUUGAGAGAACAAAAUGUUUUAUCUGCCGAGGAGUACAGCAGCCUCCAGGCUCAGACAACGGCCCAGCAGCAAACUGCCAGGCUGAUCGAGCUCGUCCUCACCAAGGGCAACGCUGCGGCCGAAGUCUUCCGCAACUGGAUCCAGAAAAACGAUGUCCACCUGCUCAGAGAUCUCAUGGCCCAGUCAAAUGAAGCUGCAUCACCGAGCCAAGAUCUUUCAGACCUUCCCAUGGAGGAGCAGCUGCGGCGCCUGCAGGAAGAGCGUACCUGCAAGGUGUGUAUGGAUAAAGAGGUCAACAUUGUCUUCAUCCCGUGUGGACAUCUGGUGGUGUGCAAAGAGUGUGCACCGUCACUUAGAAAGUGCCCUAUCUGCAGAGGUCUGGUUAAAGGCACAGUCCGAACCUUCCUCUCAUAACCAGGAGGCUGUUAGCUGUGUUCUCGUGUCACAACCAUGUGAUUGAAUGUAAAGCAAUACAAUAUACAUUUUUAACUGGAAAGGUUUUUUUUUUUUCCUUCUCUUGUGACUUACCAAUCCACCGUAAGCGAUAUUAAUGACUUUCUACAUGAUUAGAAACUGUUUGUCAAAAAUAAAAUAUAAUAUUACAUCUGG